AGAGAAGGAGGGACAUGAGCGUUUACACCAGUUGGCUCUUCCAGUACAGGAGGUCCUGUGUGAAACUGCUUGGUAGCAGCAGCAGUGGUGUCUAGGAGCUGACCAUUUCAGCACCACGUCCUCAGCAGAGGCAACGCAAGGAUAACCAGUCUAAACGGUAACAGCAUCAUUUCCAUGCAACAGAAGAGGAAGCACAGCUACCAACCCACCCUACAAACCAAGACUGCCUCCCUCCCAGGACAUGUAAGUGGGGGCCUCACAGUGAUCUUCAGCUGUAGAACCAUGGAUUGCAAAACCCGCAGUCCUUCUCAAGCCAAACCUUACAGCAUCCAGAGGAGGCUUGCGGUGUAAUCAACAGCAGGGGAGGAAUCCCACACUCCAACAGACACACACACACACACACAGACACCAGAAGAGGGGAGAAGAGAAAUAUCUGUCAGGAGCAGGAGAAAAAGCAAGAAGAAAAAUCUGGGCUUUUUUUUGCCUUUUACAUGGCGCAGGCUGCAGAGCAAAAUAAAAGAAGGAAAAGCUGCAUUCCUAACCCUAUAAUCUCCCCCUGCCCUGGUCCAGAUGCUGCAGGUUGGUGAUGAAGAUGCUGCAUUUUUAUUUCUGCUGCACACAGCUUCCCAAUUAGCUAUCACUUAUGGAAACUGAAGAUCAGAAUUUUAGGAAAAGGAAUUAGAGAGCUUAGACCAUCUCUGUCUUAAUAUUGCUGCUUUCUUGUGUGUUUGUGUUUGUCUAUACUACUACAUCUGUUUUUUUUUAUUUUUUUUUUUGCUACCUGCAUUUGGACAUGAUCUGAUGGACAAGAAGCUCUCCAUCCCGAAGGCUUCUGGCUUUACUUUUGGUAUUUUUUUAUCAUGAUACCUCAUCUUUUUGGGCAAGGUCCAGCAACCUUUCUAGUUUAAAGCCCCUUAUCCUUCAGAUUAUAUCACCAACGAACCAGAAGACUGUCGGAUGUCUAUAGAAUGAAGAACUAUGGGUCUGUUUGAUAGAGGUGUUCAGAUGCUUUUAACCACUGUGGGGGCAUUUGCAGCAUUUAGUUUGAUGACAAUUGCUGUGGGUACAGACUAUUGGUUAUACUCUAGAGGGGUCUGCAAGAGCAAAUCCAUAAGCGAAAAUGAAACAAGCAAAAAGAAUGAAGAAGUCAUGACCCAUUCUGGAUUGUGGAGAACAUGUUGCCUUGAAGGUAAUUUUAAGGGUAUGUGCAAACAGAUUGACCACUUUCCGGAGGAUGCAGACUAUGAAGCAGACACUGCCGAAUAUUUCCUCCGGGCUGUGAGAGCUUCCAGUAUAUUCCCCAUCCUCAGUGUGAUCCUGCUUUUUAUGGGAGGACUUUGUAUUGCAGCUAGUGAGUUCUACAAGACUCGACACAACAUCAUACUGAGUGCUGGCAUCUUCUUUGUGUCUGCAGGUUUGAGCAACAUCAUUGGCAUCAUUGUCUACAUAUCCGCCAAUGCUGGAGAUCCUUCAAAGAGCGACUCAAAGAAGAACAGCUACUCAUAUGGUUGGUCUUUCUACUUUGGAGCCCUAUCCUUUAUCAUUGCAGAAAUGGUGGGGGUGCUGGCUGUUCACAUGUUCAUCGACCGCCACAAACAGCUGAGGGCAACAGCACGGGCCACGGACUACCUCCAAUCCUCUGCUAUUACCCGAAUCCCAAGCUAUCGUUAUCGUUAUCAGAGGCGCAGUCGUUCCAGCUCCCGGUCCACGGAGCCAUCCCAUUCCCGUGAUGCCUCUCCAGUAGGGCUCAAGGGCUUCAAUACCCUCCCCUCCACUGAAAUCUCCAUGUAUACUCUGAGCCGCGAUCCCCUAAAGUCAGCCGGGACCCCAACGGCUACUUAUAACUCGGAUAACAGCUUCCUCCAAGUUCAUAACUGUAUACCCAAAGAUAAUAAGGACUCUGCGCACACCAACACAGCCAAUCGCAGGACCACCCCAGUAUGAAAAAGUGUGGAGGAAGAACACAGGAAAGACACAGAAAGAGGGUCAGAAAGAUAGAAUGGGCAAGAUAAAGGGAUCUGUGUAUCAAGCUUUUGGCUGUGAAAUAAAGCUCAGAAGUAAUCCCC
Messenger RNA from Spea bombifrons (plains spadefoot toad), 2066 nucleotides. RefSeq names its product calcium voltage-gated channel auxiliary subunit gamma 2 (gene CACNG2). Bases 979 to 1944 code for a protein of 321 amino acids. The record is from RefSeq and is a predicted model, not a curated record. Lineage: Eukaryota; Metazoa; Chordata; Amphibia; Anura; Pelobatidae. Gene Ontology annotation, molecular function: channel regulator activity; voltage-gated calcium channel activity. Gene Ontology annotation, biological process: transmission of nerve impulse; regulation of AMPA receptor activity; positive regulation of synaptic transmission, glutamatergic. The transcript has 4 exons. Gene Ontology annotation, cellular component: voltage-gated calcium channel complex; postsynaptic density membrane; AMPA glutamate receptor complex.